GGUGCUUACAAAUAAAUCUUCUACAACGCUUCAUUUAUCUGCAGCCAUUGCAUUGGCACGUGUGAGAGUGUACUUCAUAUAAUUCGCAUUUUCCUAUAAUUGACUGUACAAAUUGGUUUAAAACAAUUAAAAUGGAUUCCGAAUCUUUUUAUGGCGUCACAUUGAGCGAAAAAGAGCCCAUUGCACAGUUUGACGUGCCCGAAAUUCCCGAGGAAUACAUUAUUCACUCACACAAGCUGAUAAUCAAACAAAUAUUCCUGGGGCCGGAGGCUAAGCAAGGCGAAUUUAACGUCGUGCAGGCAGAAACAAAAGUAAGCGACAAGGAAACGGUUAAAAUACCAAUCGCUGUCCUAAAGGUUGGAGAAACGCGUAGUUUGAAUCCAAAUGUUGAAUUUCCCAAUGGGUCAGUUACAUUUAAACUGGUGCAGGGCACAGGUCCAGUUUAUGUAUGCGGCAAGGCGGAAUUGAAUUUGGGCGAGUUCGAAGAUGGCCAAAUCUAUGAAGAAUACUCUGAAGACGAAGGCAGUGAUCUUGACUUCGAAGACGACGUGCCGCCCCAGACCAAUGGCAAAAGUAAUAAAAAGAAGUAAUGCAAAUUCUACCUAGAAAGCUAGAAAUUGAAAAUGAAAUACAUAUUUUCCAAAAAAUAACAAUAACAUGUAAUAAGAAAAACUUUAACAAUGCAACAAACCAGUUGGACUUAAACAAGACAAGCAGUACAUAGAAGCGUAUACCUAGUUAAGCGUGGAUCUGAGCACAAAAUAAAUUUGUAUGCCACCAUGAAUAAAUGUAAAUACAUACAUAUGGCA
Scaptodrosophila lebanonensis is the source of this 809-nucleotide messenger RNA. RefSeq names its product nucleoplasmin-like protein. The transcript is spliced from 4 exons. Gene Ontology annotation, cellular component: cytoplasm; nucleolus; nucleoplasm. Gene Ontology annotation, biological process: chromatin remodeling. The record is from RefSeq and is a predicted model, not a curated record. Gene Ontology annotation, molecular function: histone binding; RNA binding; chromatin binding. Lineage: Eukaryota; Metazoa; Arthropoda; Insecta; Diptera; Drosophilidae. Bases 132 to 590 code for a protein of 152 amino acids.